AUGUUCGUCUACAAGCGCGAUGGACGCAAGGAACGCGUCCAGUUCGACAAGAUCACCGCUCGUGUCUCCCGGCUCUGUUAUGGCCUCGACCCAGAGCACGUUGAUUCCGCCGCCAUCACCAUGAAGGUCAUCUCCGGCGUCUACCAGGGUGUGACGACCAUCCAGCUUGACGACUUGGCUGCAGAGACGGCAGCAUACAUGACCGUCACCCACCCCGACUAUGCGAUCCUCGCCGCCCGCAUCGCCGUGUCUAACCUCCACAAGCAAACCAAAAAGCAGUUCUCGGCCGUCGUGUCAGACCUGUACCACUACAUCAACCCAAAGACCAACAAAGCUGCGCCCAUGAUAUCGGAUUACACAUACCAGAUCGUCAUGAAGCACGCCGAUGAGCUCAACUCCGCCAUCGUCUACGACCGUGACUUCAACUACCAAUACUUUGGCUUCAAGACGCUCGAGCGCUCAUACCUCCUCCGUAUCAAUGGUAAGGUGGCCGAGAGACCGCAGCAGAUGAUCAUGCGUGUGGCCGUCGGAAUCCACGGCGACGACAUUGAGUCUGCCAUUGAGACAUACAACUACAUGUCCAGCAAAUAUUUCACACACGCCUCGCMUACACUCUUCAGUGCWGGCACACCCAACGCACAGCUGGCUUCUUGCUUCCUCAUCGACAUGAAGGAUGACAGCAUUGACGGCAUCUACGACACACUCAAGACCUGCGCCAUGAUCUCCAAGAACGCGGGCGGUAUUGGUUUGAAUGUCCACCGCAUUCGUGCGACUGGAGCAUACAUCAGCGGCACAAACGGCACAUCCAACGGACUGGUACCCAUGCUGCGAGUCUUCAACAACACUGCUCGCUACGUCGAUCAGGGCGGCAACAAGCGCCCAGGUGCUUUCGCCAUGUACCUUGAGCCAUGGCACGCCGACGUCUUCUCCUUCUUGGAUCUCCGCAAGAACCACGGAAAGGAGGAGGUUCGUGCUCGCGAUCUCUUCUACGCUCUGUGGAUCCCAGAUCUUUUCAUGAAGCGUGUGGAAGCAAACACCACAUGGACACUGAUGUGCCCGCACGAGUGCCCUGGCCUUGCUGAUGUCUACGGUGAUGAGUUUGAGGAGCUUUACGAGCGAUACGAGCGUGAAGGCAAAGGCCGCGAGACCAUCCGCGCACAGAAGAUCUGGUACGCCAUUCUUGAGGCUCAGACCGAGACCGGCACACCUUUCAUCCUCUACAAGGAUGCCUGCAACCGCAAGAGUAACCAGAAGAACCUGGGAACCAUCCGCAGCUCCAACCUCUGCACAGAGAUUAUCGAGUACACUGCACCUGAUGAGGUCGCCGUGUGCAACCUUGCAUCUCUCGCCCUCCCCACAUAUGUCGACAUUGAGAACGAGCGCUUCGACUUUGAGAAGCUUCACCAAGUCACACAGACCGUCACCAAGAACUUGAACAAGAUCAUUGAAGUCAACCACUACCCCGUUCCAGAGGCCCGCAAGAGCAACUUUCGUCACCGUCCCAUCGGUCUUGGUGUCAACGGUCUUGCCGAUGCUUUCCUCGCCCUUCGCAUGCCUUUCGACUCUCCCGAGGCUCGCCAGCUCAACAUCCAGAUCUUCGAGACCAUCUACCACGCUGCCCUCACUGCUUCUUGCGAUCUGGCCGCCAAAUUGGGCCCGUACGAGACUUACGAGGGCAGCCCUGUUUCCAAGGGCGAGCUUCAGURCGACAUGUGGGGUGUGACUCCCACUGACCUUUGGGACUGGGCGUCGCUCAAGGCGAAGAUCGCCGAGCACGGUGUCCGCAACUCCCUCCUCGUUGCACCCAUGCCAACUGCGUCGACGUCUCAGAUCAUGGGCUUCAACGAGUGUUUCGAGCCAUACACCAGCAACAUCUACUCCCGGCGUGUCUUGGCCGGCGAGUUCCAGGUCGUCAACCCAUGGUUGCUCAAGGAUCUCGUUGAGCGCGGCCUGUGGUCUGACAACAUGAAGAACCGCAUCAUCGCCGAUGGCGGAUCCAUCCAGCGCAUCCCCAACAUUCCCGACGACCUCAAAGCGUUGUACAAGACCGUCUGGGAGAUCAGCCAGCGUCACAUUGUGCAGAUGGCCGCCGACCGUGGUGCUUUCAUCGAUCAAUCYCAGAGCUUGAACAUUCACAUGAAGGAGCCUACCAUGGGCAAGAUCACCAGCAUGCACUUCACUGGCUGGAAGCUCGGCCUGAAGACUGGCAUGUACUACCUCCGAACCAUGGCUGCCUCGGCACCCAUUCAAUUCACCGUCGACCAGGAAAUGCUCAAGGUCGCAGACACCAACGUCGGCAAGUCUUCCAAGAAGAAGAACGCUCCCAGCACAUACACGGCUGUCAGCGCACCGAAGCCGGUGGCCGCUCCAAGCCCAAUGUACGAAAACAAGGAACUCACAGCAGCCUCUGUGCCACAAGAUGUUGUUACCCCAGCAACCACGCCUCCACCACAGCCUGAGCGUAAGCAGCGGACAUUCGGCCGCUCUUCCUCUGCAGUUGUCAACCCGCCGUUCAAGGCCGAUCUCGACGACGGUGAGAGCCCAGAGGUUCUCGCAGUUGACGGACUCAACGCUGUCCCUAAGGAGGAGGAGCUUCCUGAACCUGCGGUGAAGAAGGGCAGUGAACAGGAAGAGGAUGGCGAAGCCAGCGCAGACCGCGAGGGCGACAUCUACGCCGAUGCUGUGCUGGCUUGCAGUAUCGAGAAUCCAGAGAGCUGUAUCAUGUGCAGUGGUUGA
Molecule: messenger RNA, 2736 nt
Organism: Ramularia collo-cygni
Lineage: Eukaryota; Fungi; Ascomycota; Dothideomycetes; Mycosphaerellales; Mycosphaerellaceae
Product: probable ribonucleoside-diphosphate reductase large chain (un-24)
Exons: 3
Coding region: 1-2736 (911 amino acids)
Biological process (GO): deoxyribonucleotide biosynthetic process; DNA replication
Cellular component (GO): ribonucleoside-diphosphate reductase complex
Molecular function (GO): ATP binding; ribonucleoside-diphosphate reductase activity, thioredoxin disulfide as acceptor
Source: RefSeq, a predicted model, not a curated record